Messenger RNA from Fusarium musae, 1059 nucleotides. RefSeq lists its product as uncharacterized. The coding region runs from base 1 to 1059 and encodes 352 amino acids. Gene Ontology annotation, biological process: amino acid catabolic process. Lineage: Eukaryota; Fungi; Ascomycota; Sordariomycetes; Hypocreales; Nectriaceae. The transcript is spliced from 3 exons. The record is from RefSeq and is a predicted model, not a curated record. Gene Ontology annotation, molecular function: polyamine oxidase activity; L-amino-acid oxidase activity.
AUGAAGGAUGGACAGGCAAAGCCUGGACAGAAGCUCCCAGGCUGUCCGACAGUCACUAUCGUCGGCGCUGGUGUCUCUGGCCAUUGUGCGGGUUACGAGCUGAAGAAGGCUGGGUUCAAGGUCAACCAUCCUCGAGGCUUCAUCGAGUCGUUCAAGGAUGCAUUUCUGUCGAGUAACAAAGGUGGCGAGCAAGCGGGCAUGAAGCAACUUCAAGAGGGGAUGGAUGCUGUGCCCAACGCUUUCGUCUCUAGCGAUAGAAAAGAAAAAUCGUUGGUUGACGAUAUCAUCUACGGUGCUCGAGUCACCAAGAUUGGUAACCAUGAACAAUCGGACCCUCGAAUCCCUCUUCAAGCUCCGGUAAAGGUGACCUAUGAAGUCACAGCCAACAGCUUGAAGAAAUCCAUCACCUCCGACUAUCUCAUCCUCGCCAUUCCCUACACUGCACAGCGAACAAUUGCCAAGCCAAAGCCCUUCGUUCCCAUGCAGGAAAUGGCAGUUCGAGACGUUCGCUACGUGGAAGUCACCAAGAUCCUCCUCCAGUACAAGAAGAGAUGGUGGGAGGAGGCCUUCACCAAAGCGGGCCAAGGUCUAGACGGCGGCUUUGUCAGCGAUCUCCCUAUCCGUCACACCAUGUUCCCCAAGACAAAAGAUAACACUCAGUUCGAACAUUAUAACCGCGGCGUCAUCAUGGCAGCCUACACUUUCGAGCAGGAUGUCACUAUUCUCGGUUCCCUCUCCCCCGAGCGAAGAAUCCAGAUCGCAGCUGAGAACCUCAGCAGGAUUUUCCCUGGAGUCAAGUCCCUUGAAUUUCUCGAAGCGGGGGCCUCGCAAGUCUUCCCAACUGAUGAGUUAACCGGUGGAAGCGCUUUCUGCUAUUUCGGCCGAAUGCAAAAAACCAAAUUCUUGGAUGUCAUGCAGAAGCCUGAUUGGGAGAACAGAGUUUUCUUUGCUGGCGAGCAGGCUAGCUUUACUCACGGAUGGAUUCAAGGUGUUUUUGAAGCUGGACUUCGAUGUGUACAGCAAAUCUGGUCUGUUGCUGUUGAGGGUAAGGCACAGUGA